AAUGUGUUGGAUAUUCGAAAGUUGAUCUUUGAUUAGGACACACUGCGAAACAUAUUUCUUUUUGCGGUAAACUGUAAAGCACUAAAGCGUAGCCGCGUAGGAGGAGUCCCUGCGGCUUGUAGAUCGUUUUGACAAACUAAAUUUCUUUCCCAUUAAAUUUAAAUUCGUUUUAGUAGCUGCAGUGUAGUAAUUUUAAAAUAGAUAAUCAUAAAUCCAGAUAUGGGAUCAAUAGUUCUAAAGAGUCUUUCGGUUCUACUUGGUAUUUUUUUCCUAUUUGUAGGUACUCUGAAAAUGAGUCCUGUCAUCAGUAAAGAGCUACACAAGGAUCUCCGAAAGGACUAUGUUAAGUAUGCCAAAGUAUUUCCAUUAUCUAAAAUGAUAGAUUUUAAAGUGCCAGCCAAAUGGUAUAGAAGAGCUGUCGGUGGAACAGAAGUAUUAAGUGGUGUUUGCUUGGCAUUUGUUCCUUAUAGAAAUGUUAAACAAGGGGCGAAUAUAACUCUUUUGAUGUCACAUUUAUUGGCUGUUUAUACACACUAUGCAGCCAAAGAUAAAUUUGAACGGAUGGCUCCAGCAUUAGUAUUUUUAUUCAUGUUAGCUGGACGAUUGGUUAUUGAUUAUCAAUUGAGGCGCAAAGAACUGGCAGAAAUUGCUGAACCUAAAGCUCAAAAACAAGAAUAGAAAGAUAACAACUUUUCCCAAACUU
This is a messenger RNA of Rhopalosiphum maidis (corn leaf aphid), 703 nucleotides long. RefSeq names its product transmembrane protein 35A. Gene Ontology annotation, cellular component: endoplasmic reticulum. The transcript is spliced from 3 exons. The record is from RefSeq and is a predicted model, not a curated record. NCBI's taxonomy places the organism in Eukaryota, Metazoa, Arthropoda, Insecta, Hemiptera, Aphididae. Bases 220 to 678 code for a protein of 152 amino acids. Gene Ontology annotation, biological process: positive regulation of protein localization to cell surface; chaperone-mediated protein complex assembly.